Messenger RNA from Arvicanthis niloticus (Nile rat), 4979 nucleotides. It is a transcript of the gene Vamp4, whose product is annotated as vesicle associated membrane protein 4. The record is from RefSeq and is a predicted model, not a curated record. Gene Ontology annotation, cellular component: trans-Golgi network; membrane; SNARE complex. NCBI's taxonomy places the organism in Eukaryota, Metazoa, Chordata, Mammalia, Rodentia, Muridae. Gene Ontology annotation, biological process: vesicle-mediated transport; SNARE complex assembly; Golgi ribbon formation.
AGGCGGCGGAGCGCCGAGUCGCUCGAUGAGCGGGGGCGCUGCAGCAGAGCGGAGCGGUGGCGGGUCUGCGCCCUCGGCCUUCCCCCUCCCACCUUCUUCCUCAGCUUCCCGCUCCCUCCCCCGCCCGCCCUGCGCUGCCAGCAGGGACGGCUGCCGGGAGCUCUUCAGAGACCUCAGGUGGUGAAUACUUAUUCUGUUGGGAAAUACAAGAGUAUUUGUGAGCUGAAAGUAUGCCUCCCAAGUUCAAGCGCCACCUAAAUGAUGAUGAUGUCACUGGGUCUGUGAAAAGUGAGAGGAGAAAUCUUUUGGAAGAUGAUUCAGAUGAAGAAGAAGACUUUUUUCUACGGGGACCAUCUGGACCAAGAUUUGGACCUAGAAAUGAUAAAAUUAAGCAUGUUCAGAAUCAGGUGGAUGAAGUUAUUGAUGUAAUGCAAGAGAACAUUACAAAGGUAAUUGAAAGAGGAGAGAGGCUAGAUGAACUCCAGGACAAAUCAGAAAGCUUAUCCGAUAAUGCAACUGCUUUCAGCAACAGAUCCAAACAGCUUCGAAGGCAAAUGUGGUGGCGUGGAUGCAAAAUAAAAGCCAUCAUGGCUUUGGCUGCAGCCAUCCUUUUGCUAAUGAUUAUCAUUCUUAUAGUUGUGAAAUUCCGUACUUGAUUUGAUGACAGACAUCCUCAUUAAACAAGAUCUGGGACAAUAAUAUUUAAAGAUUGCUGCAUAAUUUAAAUGAAUCCUAUGUAUAUAACUUUCAAAUUUUCUUUUUCAAGAAACUAAAAGGCAAGUACCAAUUCAAAUUGGAGCAUUGAGAAUAUCUAAUUAUCCUCUUUCCAACUAUCAAAAUGUGUUUUGAAUGAUUAUAUUUGAUGCAAAAAUAACUCUAUUUUGCUUUAUUCCAAGGAUCUAAUUUGAAACUAGAUACUUGCCAGUUUGUUAUUUGUAUAUAUAGUUAAAUACUGAUGACAAUACCCCGUACUCGUGUUUUAGUGGCAUUAAAAACACUAUUACAUCAAAGUGAGAGUCAAUCUGGUGAUCAGGAAGCCUGUGUAGAGUCCUGACUGCUGAAAGAGAUGCAUAACCAUCCUAUCAGUAUUUGCAAGAAUGUCAUUCUUUUCAUAUUGCAGUUGCUUUGCAGGCAAUUUCCAUAUUUAUGGAUUAACAAAAGCUAAGCAUUGUAAAUGUUUCUGCCUUCAGCUCUACCUGAAAACAUUCCAGUAAAUCUAUUCUGACUGUAUAAGAAAAUACAUAGUAAUUUUUUGGUAUUUGAAUUUUGAAAAUGGGAAAUUUAAAUAGUGUGAAAAUCAUAAUAUGGUACCAUAAAACUGGAGAUAAUAAAAUUAUUGGAGAAUAUCAUUGGAGUGUUUGAAACCGAGCAAUAUGUAGCUCUCAGUCUUGGUCCAGUUGGUUGUCGGCUAAACUACAAUAAAAAGGGACUAAUUCUGAUUCGAGUAAGUGUAAUCUGCAGGUAAUUAUUUUCUUGACCUAAUUUUUGUUAGUGGUUUUCCCUCUUCGAUUUUAACUAACCCUGUGCCAGAAGUGCUGAAGGUAGCAUGUCAUGUGCUUCUAAUGUAUUCUGGUAUUCUCUGACAUACUUGAGGAGAUAAAUGUUACAAUGUUCAAACAGCCAGUAGCAGUAGCCAACUGUCAGGAGCAUAGGUGGCCUCACACAAUCACUCAGUAACUGAUGCUUAGGAACCACCCUUGACUCCAGCCUGGUCUUACAACAAGAUAUGUUCAUUGUAAAGAGUGCCGGCCUCUUACUAUUGUUUAAACAAGUCAAAGUGAAGAUGCCUCCUGUGUGCAGGGGGAAGACAGACCACAGGAACUUCUUCAUAUGGACAUCUCAAGCUAGAAGUAGAGUUCACAGGGGUGGCUCGUAUUUGGUGGUGGGCGUGGGAGGCAAUGGUCUUAUAUAACAGAUAUUACUUUUUGUGAUCAUUUUAAUUCAAAAUGUGUGAAACAAUUUGGAUUUUUCUUUGUUUCAUUCUACAAUGGUGAAUACUAACAGACAAAAUGUUUAGAAUGGAAAGAAAUUUGAAAAAGUGGAAGCAAGUGAUAUCCUAGAUGAAAUAUAAUGGCUGGAGUUUACAGUUUGUUGCAUACUAUGGAGAAUCAACUCUGACCUUUUCACUCUGCUCAUCAGUUCCUGUGCAUAGCAUCUGAACUGAUGGUACAUCCUUUUGAAAAAGAUGGGUCAAGGAGUGUUCUCAAUCCCAGCAGCUGGUGGGUCAGGCAUGGAGGUGUUUCCUUGAAUCAGCAAAGCUGAUCCCAGUGUGUUUGUCUUAUAACUGUACUCAAAUCAUUAGCUCCACUGCUUGGUGUGGAAGUCUGCUUUCACUCAGUAUCUGUUAGUGAAGAUGAAGUGUUGGGUUUUUUCUUUAAAAGACUCCAAAUUUCCAAUCUUCUUUUAAUAAAGUAUUCCACUUUUAAAGAAACAAUUAUAAACCAUAGAAUUAUAAAAUUAAUUUUAAAACAUUAAGUAUAAAAUUUAUAUUAUUUAACUACUUAUAUAUGUAGUUGUUUGUAUUUAAAGUUAUUGCUUCUGAGGAAGCCCUGUUGGCAUGGGACUGAGGAUUUUACAGCAGUGAUUGCUUCAAUCCCAGUUAAUCGCUUUGUCCUUUUUGAUCUUAUAUAAUCCUGAAACUUAAAAUGACAUUAGUGUGAAAUACUGGAAAUGUGGGUGCUUCUACAAUAAGAAGCUGAGAAGAGCCAGGUAUGAUGGGUCACACCUGUAAUCCCUGCUCUAUGAAUACUGAAUUAGGAAGGUUUUCCUGAUUUUGAAGCCAUCCUGGGCUUCAUGGUGUGUUCUGGACCAGCCUGGGCUAUAGUGUAAGAACCUGUCUCAAAAAAAAAAAAACAAAAAAAAGAAACCAACCAAGCAAACUAAUCAGAAGAGACACAGUUGUCAGAUUGAUGCCAGGCCUGCCUUCAUUCCCUCCUUAAUCAUUCUUUUUCUCAUUCAGCUCAGAUCAUCCUGCACUUGAAAAAAUGAAGUUUUACCACCAUCAAAACUAUCAUUAUUUAACAACAGUGAAGAUCAACAGAAACUUUCAAGUAGCUUUGCUAAUGUUAGUUGAUGCCCAGUGAAAUCAGGUCACCACUGCUGUGCCUGAUGCGUGCCCUUGUGGUUUGUCUGUAACAGAAGCCUCUUCCCUUGCAGCAGUUUGUGAUGAAUGGGUUCCUCCUCCAUCAUAACCCAGUGUUGCUUGUGGUCUUUUGAUUCCUAACAAAACUCAUUGGGAAUUGUCCCAAUAUUUUAUAAACUGGAAAAUUUAUUGAUUAAGAGAAAGGCCAGUAUUGAUGACAGAACAUUGUUUAAAAUGGAGAAACGGUAAUACACAUCAGGUACGGAGGUACCUGUGAUGGUGUUCCUGUAGACUUAUCACUACAGUUUACUACUGGGUUCUGUCUUAGAAAGUAAUGUUGGCGUUUUGAGAGCAGAAACCAGCACCUUUCUGUUCUGUAUGUCAUGUGGGUGCCCUGUAAAUGCGAAUGCACACACAGGGUGAGACUCAUAUGUGACAAGAGCCUGACCUCUGUCCUUGUCACUUAACAUCUGUUCUGUGUCCUGUUGGCACUGUAGCCCAAACAGACUUGUAUUUACAUCUCAUAUAUAUUUUAUGGCUAGAAAAUAUGCAAGAAGUUUUUUUAGUGUUGAAAACAAAUGUCGUUUAGAUGUUCUUAGUUGUAUUGAGUGUUACUAAGUUAGGGACUGGACUACUAAUCAGACUUUGUGUUCUUACAUAGAAAUGUUAUCAGUCAGUUUUACUUUUCUGUGAGUGAUAGUAAGAACAUGAGUCAGUCUAAACAGGUGGGGUGGGGUGGGGUGGGGGCCGUUUGCCAAAUAACAGCAUAAAGACAAUGGCUCAGAAGAAGCAGGAAGGGGCCAUCUUAGUACACGCAAAUGCACCCUCCCUUAGACUGACAGAGUUUGAGUUUAUCUUGUGUUUCUUGGUAUUUUGGUUGGUUGGUUGGUUUGGGUUUGGGUUUUGAUUUUGGGGUUUUUUUUUUUUUGAGACAUGAUCUCACUGUGUGACCCAUACUAGCCUCAGAUGCACAGAGAGCCAUCGGCCUCCUAAGUGCUGGGAUUAGAGGUAUGUGCCACCACACCCUGCAGACUUUUUCUUUUUGAUCAAAGAAUUCCUGGGCUCAAGUGAUCUUUCCAACUUAGCCUUAGAAGUAGCUAAGACUACACGUGGGCACCAGCAUGUGCAGAUGGGCCUUCUCUUUAAGCUUGCUCUUAGUCUCACUUGGAUAUUAAUUUUGAUAUGUCAAGCAGAAUAAGGGUGGAACACACUUUUAUUCUGUCUUGUUUUAUCUUACAAGGCUACUUAGAACAAGUGGGAUGAGAAGAAAAACUGCUAAUCCAGUUGGGAUAAGCUUAUAAAGCAAGGACCACACCAUGUUGUGUCUCUCAGCUACAAGUCCCUGUGUGUGUGGCUGUGCCCCAGAAGUCACACUGUGCUGGUGGUGUCUAAGUGAGGGUUAAUUUCCAGUGUGUGCUGAGGAAACUGGAUUGAAGUAGUCGAACCUAGAGAUAAGGGUUCUUAGGAUUUAGUAUAGAACAAUUCUGGCUUUACAGUGUCGCAUUCGGUUCUUUUCACUGAAAAGAAUAUGAAAUAAAAUCACAUAUUUUAAAGCUGUAAAUUGCCUAUGUCUGAGGAUUUAGUUAAACUGUGAGAGAUCAAUCUAUAAGAAAAUUCAAACAUUGCUUUUAUAUCUUAGUUGUAUGUCAUUAUUUUAGAUCCUAUAAUCCCUAAUUUAACCAUUUCGGCAAGUGCCUUUGACACUUAAGGAGUAUUAUGGGAGAUGAGAAAAUGUAGGUGCCACACCCCAUUUCCUGGCUUCUCAAUUCCUUGUGAUGGUAUAUGUUUUACAGUGCUACAAAGUUCAGUCCUUUGUGUUCAUAUGAUAUUGUAUUGUAGCCUUUCCGUAGUAAACAGCAAAAUAAACUGUUUUGUAGAAAAUAAAAAGUAAGCACUG